GCGAAGACCCUCAUGGAGACGCAACUCCUACGAGAAGGCCUAGGGCGUACGUUAACUAUUUCCCGGCAAUCCCAUAUAGAUCCCUUUCUUCGAGCCGACUUACUUACCACCACUUUACAGUCCCACUAUUACCAUCGACACCACCGCCAUGAAUUCGAAUCCGGUCCUGCCCACUGAGGCCGAAGAAGCACCCACGGCCGAGGCCUCGAAUUCGCCCGUGUCUCCCACAUACGAUGCCCAUAGUCUAUCGUCGGCCACCGCAGACCCGAUGCCGAGUAGUUCGAUUGUUACGCCUCAGGGGACCGGGGCCGCUCCUGGACGACGGCCAGAGCUUCAUACAACCACAUCUUCCGACAACAGGGACAAUCGGCCAACUAGCCCUCACAAUGUCCUCCCUCCGGUCGCAUCGCGAGGGAACGAUCGAGGGCUUCAGCAGGGCUUUCUCUCGGUGCCUACCAACCACAGGUCAAGGCAGAACUCGGUCGAUUCCGAUGACGGCUCUCGUUCGUUUGUCUCCUCGCAGGGCGAGACAGUGGUGGGAAGUCUGUCUUUCAAGAGCUCCAAACCGUCAUCGAGCCGUGUCUCCGAGAACGAGAAAAUCAUGAACGACGAGAAUGCGCUCAAACCAGAUCAAGGGAUGGAGGAGGACUUCGCGGUGGCAAACAAUCCCUUCGCCUUCAGCCCCGGGAUGCUCAACAAGAUGCUCAACCCGAAGAGCCUCUCCGCCUUUUUUAAAUUGGGAGGCCUGGCAGGCUUGGAGAAAGGUCUUCGGACAGAUCGGAAAGCUGGCUUGAGCAUUGAUGAGACCCAUCUGGAUGGAACUGUGCCGUUCGAGGCUGCUGUAGGUCGUCCCAGCGCGAAGGUGGCGGAUGAAGGCUUCGAGCAUCCGGAUCCGACUUUGGCACCCGCCGAGCCUGCAAAACAACGCUCCCUCCCCAUCCCCCUCCCUCUCUCCCCCUCCCAUUCCCACCAACACGGCAAGGAAAACUUCUCGGACAGGAAGCGGGUAUUCAAAGACAACAGGCUUCCAGAGAAGAAGGGGAAGUCGUUCCUGCAGCUCAUGUGGAUCACGUACAACGACAAGGUUCUGAUCCUCCUCUCAAUUGCCGCAGUCGUGUCUCUCGCAGUCGGCUUCUACCAGACCUUCGGACAAUACCACGACAAGGACCACCCGGCAAUAGAGUGGAUUGAAGGAGUGGCGAUUAUUGUCGCCAUUGCCAUCGUCGUUCUCGUCGGUUCCCUCAACGAUUAUCAGAAGGAAAGACAGUUUGCCAAACUGAACCGGAAGAAGCAGGAUCGGUUGGUCAGGGCCAUCAGGUCCGGUAAGACCAUCGAACUCUCCGUCUUUGAUAUCAUGGCUGGCGACGUCUUGCACCUGGAGCCGGGAGACAUGAUUCCCGUUGACGGAGUUCUGAUCGAAGGCUUCAAUGUCAAGUGUGACGAAUCACACGCGACGGGCGAAUCCGACGUCCUUAAGAAGCGGCCGGCCGACGAGGUUUUCGCUGCAAUCGAGAACAACGAGGAUGUGAAGAAGAUGGACCCCUUCAUCCUGUCGGGCGCACGCGUCAUGGAAGGCGUGGGGACUUUUCUGGUUACGUCUACUGGCGUUUAUUCCAGCUACGGCAAGACGAUGAUGUCUCUGAACGAAGACCCCGAGAUCACCCCUCUCCAGUCCAAGCUCAACAUCAUUGCCGAGUACAUUGCCAAGCUCGGCGGAGCUGCCGGAUUGCUUCUUUUCCUGGUCCUGUUCAUCAAAUUCCUCGUCGGACUGCCCAAGAUGACGGAUCUCUCGCCGGCUGAGAAGGGCCAGCAAUUCAUCAAGAUCUUCAUCGUCGUCGUCACCAUCAUUGUGGUAGCUGUACCCGAAGGGUUGCCUCUGGCAGUCACAUUGGCCUUGGCUUUUGCUACCACGCGAAUGCUCAAGGACAACAACCUUGUCCGCCACCUCAAGGCCUGCGAGGUCAUGGGCAACGCCACUACCAUCUGCUCCGACAAGACUGGCACCCUGACUCAGAAUAAAAUGCAAGUUGUCGCGGGUACCGUAGGGUCGAGCCACCGCUUUGGGAGCACGGGUCGCGCCGGAGACCAGGACCCCGACAGCCCAUCGGAGAAGGAUGUCACGCCACAGGAACUGGUCGCGUCUCUGGGCCCGAGUGUCAAGGAGCUGCUGCUGAAGUCCAUCUCGCUCAAUUCGACUGCUUUCGAGGGUGAAUUUGAGGGUGAGAAGACCUUUAUAGGUUCAAAGACGGAGACGGCACUCCUCGUCUUUGCAAGGGACUUCCUCGCCAUGGGGCCGGUCAGCGAGGAGCGGGCCAACGCCAAAAUCCUGCACCUCAUCCCAUUUGAUUCUGGGCGCAAGUGCAUGGGCGUCGUGGUGCAGCUGGAGAACGGCAAGGCGAGGCUGUACAUCAAGGGUGCUUCUGAAAUCAUGCUGGCCAAGUGCACGCAGAUCAUUCGGGAGCCCUCUCAGGAUCUGUCUGCUUCUCCCAUAACCGACGAGAACCGCAACGCGAUCGGGCAACUAAUCGAGACCUACGCCUCCAAUUCUCUGCGAACCAUCGGAAUCAUCUAUCGCGACUUUGAUCGGUGGCCCCCGAGGGCAAGCCGCCGGGCCGAGGGCUCCGACAGGGACGAAAUUGCCUUUGAGGAUAUCUGCCGGAACAUGGUCUUCGUUGGUAUGGUGGGCAUCAAGGACCCCCUUCGUCCGGGUGUGCCCGAGGCCGUCAAGGCCUGCCAGGGAGCGGGCGUCGUCGUGCGGAUGGUCACCGGAGAUAACAAGCUUACCGCCGAGGCUAUCGCCCGCGACUGCGGCAUCCUGCAGCCCAACAGCAUCGUGAUGGAAGGUCCCGAGUUCCGCAACCUGACCCAGGCUCAACAGGAGCAGAUUAUUCCCCUGCUCCAUGUCUUGGCACGAUCCAGUCCGGAAGACAAGCGCAUCCUUGUCAGGCGUCUGAAGGAUAUGGGCGAGACGGUCGCUGUCACAGGUGACGGCACGAACGACGCGCCGGCUCUGAGGCUCGCUGACGUGGGCUUUUCCAUGGGCAUCGCGGGUACCGAGGUCGCGAAGGAAGCGUCGUCCAUCAUUCUCAUGGACGACAACUUCAACUCGAUUGUCAAGGCGCUGAGGUGGGGCCGUGCCGUCAAUGAUGCCGUCAAGCGCUUCCUGCAGUUCCAGCUCACGGUCAACGUUACUGCUGUUGUCCUGACCUUUGUGUCUGCCGUCUCCAACGAUACCGAGUCGUCCGUCUUGACCGCCGUCCAGCUGCUGUGGGUCAAUCUCAUCAUGGAUACCCUUGCUGCCCUAGCUCUUGCCACGGAUCCACCACAGGACAGCGUUCUCGAGCGCAAGCCCGAGCGCAAGGGCUCGUCCAUCAUCUCAACCACCAUGUGGAAGAUGAUCAUUGGCCAGGCCAUCUACCAGCUGCUCAUCACCUUCCUGAUAUACUUUGGCUCGCCCUCCAUCCUGCCUGCGUAUGAUCCCGUAGUCGAGCGCUCUGAGAUCCAGACGCUGGUCUUCAACACGUUCGUGUGGAUGCAGAUCUUCAACCAGUGGAACUGUUUUGCUAACAGUACUCGCAGUAACCGGCGAUUGGACAACCACUUCAACAUCUUCGAAGGCCUGACCAAGAAUUGGCUGUUCAUCGGGAUCAGCGUCCUCAUGUGCGGCGGUCAGGUCCUGAUCAUCAUGGUCGGUGGCCUGGCGUUCAACAUCUCGCCGCUCGGGCAGACGCCGGCAAUGUGGGGCUACGCCAUCGUCCUCGGCUUCAUCUCUAUUCCUGUGGGAGUCAUCAUCCGCCUUAUUCCGGAUCGCCUGAUCGAAAAGUUGGUCCCGGAUUAUCUCAAGCGGAGAGCACACGUCAAGGUUCCCGGUCUUACCGUAUCGGACGACCAGGAGCGUUUCGACCACUAUCUCAACCCGCUCGUCGACGUCCGAGACGAAUUGGCGUUCCUCAAGCGCGUCAAGGGCGGCCGAGUAAACAACCUCAAGUUCGCCAUGAAGAACCCCCGCGAGUUUCUGCCGAGAUACAAGAGCCCCUCCCAUAGCAGGGAGCAUUCGCGCUCCAACUCCAUCAGCAAUCGGCUGCCGCAGACGCCGACCCGCGGCGACAGCUUUGGUAGCCACUCGAACGUAGCAACGCCGGAUUCGCGGAGGCGGAGCAAGAGCGUUCGAUCCCGAUCCAACAGUGCCCUGGGCGCUGCGACCGUCAUGACAGGCAUCGUCGCGGGAAGUAUUGCGGCGGCUUGGUCGCCCAUCGACCGCCGCGGAGAUCCGGACUUUGGCCAGUUGCUGAAGCCAAUCCCGGGCGGCCAGGAAGCCCAGCCGGAGUCAGGUGCAUCACAAUCGUCGCAGCAGGAGCCAACAGUGCUGGGCGAUGAAGGUCUCACGGACGAACCCCAGGAGGUGCCAGAGGGGUUUUCGUCGGGCGCCAACGCUCAGUACGUACCCGUAUUGAGCAUCCCGAAGCCUCCGGCAGAGAAGAAGACAGAUUCUUAGAAGGAGAUCGGCUCUCUGCCCAAGGGAGAUCACGAUGAUGCGUGGGGCCCGACAGCCACCACUCUCAACAUCCUCAAUGA
Messenger RNA from Phialemonium atrogriseum, 4575 nucleotides. Its product is annotated as calcium-translocating P-type ATPase. Gene Ontology annotation, molecular function: ATP hydrolysis activity; P-type calcium transporter activity; ATP binding. Lineage: Eukaryota; Fungi; Ascomycota; Sordariomycetes; Cephalothecales; Cephalothecaceae. The record is from RefSeq and is a predicted model, not a curated record. Gene Ontology annotation, biological process: intracellular calcium ion homeostasis; calcium ion transmembrane transport. The coding region runs from base 149 to 4495 and encodes 1448 amino acids. Gene Ontology annotation, cellular component: intracellular membrane-bounded organelle; plasma membrane. The transcript is spliced from 2 exons.